UCAGGCUAGACUGCAGAGAACUCACAAUGGAUGGCAAGGUUAAUUCAGUCAAAGGGGGUGUUUCUGUACUCCAUAAGGUUGUACAGGGGAAGCAUCACUAUGAAGUGAACCGUGUGGUUAAGUAUAAAGACCAUGUGGCUGAACCUUUUGUAAGACAAGGAGAUAAACUGCUGAAGAUCAAUGGACAAGACAUUGAGAAUCUGACUCCAGAAGUGUUUGCAGAGUUGCUGACAAAAGGUUCACCAAUGUUGACAGUGCACCAACCUGGUAGGGAAACCCCUCCGGAGAAAUGUGAGGAGCAGCAAGGAAUGUAUCCUUUCAAUAAGAAGAAGACUAUUAUGCAACUGUGCCUGGAGAUGAGGCGGGAGGAGGAGCUGGAAGAGGAGUACGAGGAGAAUGGAGGGAAGGAUGGCAGGGGGCACCCCAACAACGAGAAGGAGUACCCCAAUGGAGACGAUCUCCAAUCGCAUUCAAGAGAACUGGAUGACCUUCUGCUGGUUUCUAUGACAAAGACCAGCAUUUCCAUUGUGAAAGGGCGAGGUUGUGAUGCUGAGAGCCCCUGUCAUGACUGUGGUGGAACAAAGUGCAACUUCAAUGAUGUGGUGAUGGUGGCCAAGUCCAGCGAAUUGACUUUGGUGUCCAGAGGAAUUACUAAUUUACUUCGAGAGAAAAUACAGGAGAGCAUUCUAAUUCGAGAUUUCCUGCUUGACAUGUAUAUCUACAACCUGGAUAGGACGGCUAUCAUGUCAAGGCAAUGUCAGCCAAAUGCAGACAUAUCAAUCUAUUACUACAAAUCUGACAGUGUGGAAUCUGACAAUCGGGGUGCUCCUGUUGUGCUGAAUUUCUCUGGCACAGAGUGCUUCCUCAACUGCAAAAACCAGGAUGGCAAAGCCAUACUUAGUAUAGAGAGUUGUGAUAAGAUCAAGCUGAAACAUAUUGUCAGUGGAGACAAAGAAACCUGGCCUUUUGUUUUCUACAUGAAACGUAACAAAGGCGACUCACUCCAUUUAUUUGAAUCUGCUAACUGUCCUGGAUGGUUUAUCCACUCCAAGAAUGAAGACGUUGCAGUGAAACGCCGAGAGACAGAAGAGGAGACAUUCUUCUUCAUAAUCCAAAAAACAAGGUGCUAAGUGAAGGAGAUGGCAGUCCAUACUAAAUGUUAAAACAAACAAAAAAAAAAAGAAAAAGAAAAUUACCUUGUAUUCUUAAGACUGCAUUAUUUACCACAAUCAUCAACCCCAAUCAUACCCAAUUAAUUUGUGUGAUGUUCAUUAUCAUAUUCAUUGUAAUUAUAGUAAUUGUGUGUGUCCAUCAUGUUUGGCUGUGAAUGAUCUACUUGAUCAUGAAUCUUCUCUGGAUGUGAAUAUCUGCAAAUUUUGUAUACUGCAUGUGCAUGUGCUACACAUAGUGAAAUUGUCAAUUAAUAUUACUGUGUAUAGCAACUUAACUUAACAAAUGAGUAAAUGCAAAUGUCAAGCAUACUUUAGCAGUUUAGUGAUCUAGUUUAGUGACCACAUUGAACUGUGAAAUUGUGAAGAAGAAAGCAAACAAUUGCAUUUAUUUGUAAGAGAACUAUAAGGAUAGAUGUUGAAUGAAUUACUGUAAAAAUGAUUCAUUCAUAUGUUUUCAUGUUUGUAAGAAAACCUGUGUUUAAUAACAAUGGAAUGUCAUUUUAGGGGGGUUAUGGGCAAGCUAAUUUUAUUGUGUUCUCAUAUUGUUUUAACAAUUUAUUUCUUCUUCCAUCUUACCAGAUAUAGAUAUUACACAAAUCAAGGUCUGAUAUAUAACAAAAAAAAUGAGUUUAUAAACAAUGUAUCAUUUAUUUAUUGUUUUAUAACCUUCUCUUCAGGUAGCUUCAGUGCUGCAUUUUUGGCAUAUCAGUUCUCAAACGUUAUUGUUGUAAAAUGAAAUAGAAAGCGUUAGAAAUAUUUUCUGACUGUAUACUUAUAUAUGGUGAAAUUAAAAGGCAGCAAGAAGGACAUUGCAAAUGCUGUAUGCAUUUAUUAAAGCACAGAUUUUACAAUCCAAAAA
Messenger RNA from Conger conger (European conger), 2031 nucleotides. It is a transcript of the gene il1fma, whose product is annotated as interleukin-1 family member A. Gene Ontology annotation, biological process: cellular response to lipopolysaccharide; cytokine-mediated signaling pathway; neutrophil activation. The record is from RefSeq and is a predicted model, not a curated record. Lineage: Eukaryota; Metazoa; Chordata; Actinopteri; Anguilliformes; Congridae. Gene Ontology annotation, molecular function: cytokine activity. The transcript has 7 exons. The coding region runs from base 27 to 1130 and encodes 367 amino acids.